Molecule: messenger RNA, 2165 nt
Organism: Sphaerodactylus townsendi
Lineage: Eukaryota; Metazoa; Chordata; Lepidosauria; Squamata; Sphaerodactylidae
Gene: CIAO1
Product: cytosolic iron-sulfur assembly component 1
Exons: 9
Coding region: 440-1459 (339 amino acids)
Biological process (GO): iron-sulfur cluster assembly
Cellular component (GO): cytosolic [4Fe-4S] assembly targeting complex
Molecular function (GO): protein binding
Source: RefSeq, a predicted model, not a curated record
CGGAAAGGACGGAAAUUGGAUUGUAAUCAAAUAUGUACAUUCAUUUCCUUAUGUUGGCCUCCGGCGAGCGAUUAUAAAAGCCGUUGAGCGCAAUGCAUCCUGAGAGUUGUAGUUUUUAUGUGGGGUUUUUUUUUCCAGUGAGGGAGGGAUAGAACUACAACUCCCACAAGCAACAGGGGCCAGUUGAGAUUACGGAAACGCCGCCUGUGGUAAAAAUUAUGCUUUCGUGUUUGUAGUGCGCAAGCGCAGGCAAUCUUGUGUCUAGUAGGGAGGCUCUCCACCGGAGAGUUCGUGGAUGACCAAAGCAGGAACCCUCACAUGUGGAAGCAGAGUGAGAAGUCUCUUGCUAACAGUGGGAGGGGAGGAAUUCGGAGCAUAACUUGAACAUUACCUUGAGCCCGAUAGGAUCCAGGUUCUCACGUGACUGUUUGGGGUUAGGAUGAAAGAUUCUUUGACGCUGCUCUCUCGCAUCCCAGCUCAUCCAGAUUCACGAUGCUGGUUUCUCGCCUGGAAUCCUACAGGAACUCUGUUAGCUUCCUGUGGUGGGGAUCGAAGCAUCCGUAUAUGGAGCAAGGAAGGUGAUGCCUGGGUGUGCAAAUCAUUGCUGGGUGAGGGGCACCAGAGGACCAUCCGCAAGGUGGCCUGGUCCCCCUGUGGAAACUACCUGGCUUCGGCCAGCUUUGACGCUACCACCUGCAUCUGGAAAAAGAACCAAGAGGAUUUCGAGUGUGUAGCUACUCUAGAGGGCCAUGAAAAUGAGGUGAAGUCUGUGACUUGGGCCCCAUCAGGCAGUCUCCUGGCCACCUGCAGCCGAGACAAAAGCGUCUGGGUUUGGGAAGUGGAUGAAGAGGAUGAGUAUGAGUGCAUGAGCGUCCUGAACUCCCACACACAGGAUGUCAAACAUGUCAUCUGGCAUCCCAACCAGGAGCUGCUGGCAUCAGCCAGUUAUGAUGACACAGUGAAACUGUACCGGGAGGAGGAGGAUGACUGGGUGUGCUUCACCACACUGGAGGGCCACGAGUCUACUGUGUGGAGCCUGGCCUUUGACCAGAGUGGAGAGCGCUUGGCCUCUUGCAGUGACGACAAGACAGUGCGAAUUUGGCGCCAGUAUAAACCAGGCAACGAGCAAGGUGUCGUCUGCACUGGCACAGAUCCCACAUGGAAGUGUGUCUGCACUCUAUCCGGUUUCCACACCAGAACCAUCUAUGACGUGGCAUGGUGCCACCUGACAGGAGCUUUAGCCACUGCCUGUGGGGAUGAUGCAAUCAGAGUGUUUGAGGAAGAUCCACUGUCGGACCCCCAGCAACCCACCUUCACCUUGACUGCCCACAUGGCUAGCGCCCACUCCCAGGAUGUGAACUGUGUGGCCUGGAACCCGAAGGAGCCUGGGCUUCUGGCAUCGUGCAGUGAUGAUGGGGAAAUGGCCUUCUGGAAAUACCAGCGCCCUGAGGCUUGCUGAGAGUACCACAUGACAGUGAUGUACCCCUUUUGCUACUAAGAGUGCCACAUUCACAGGCAGCAAGCUGGGUCAAAUCCUCUCACAGUAAACACCAGUAAGAAGACAGAUCAUGUAAUGCUCGUACUGAGUGGUUUCCCUUGUCUCUCAAGAUAGUGAGGCAACAGCUCUCUCAAGAUUCAAGCAAUGGGAACAGAAUGUCUUUCAGCCAUAUGGGAAAACAUUGCACUGGCUGCUACCAGCUUCUCUUGUAGAUUCCACAUUGUGGCAAUGUUGGUCAGAGGAGGCUCACACAGUAGCUUGGACCAGCUGCUGGAUCUCCCACCCCGGGACUAUUUGAGAUCAAUUCUGUAAAUGCCUAGUUGUGGGGAUCUCCUUUUCUGCACUGUAAUUAACAAGAGAGAGACCCUAUGCUGAUUUAUACUUGUACAUUCAAAAGGUAUAGUUGAACCGGGGGGGGGGGGGCAGCAGAGGACACAAAGGGCAGUUAAUGAUAUAACAUUUCAUACAAAAUAAGUAAAAAGCUAUGAUCAUGGAAUCUUGUCCCUGUAGUUGAAUGCUGCAUUAAAGUGUGUUAACAAUUAAGCAAACACAAGAAAGGUUUAGCAUCUGAGUCAAGGGGAACUACUUCAAAGGUCUCCUUAUCCCAUGCCAACUCAAAUUUUCCUCAUUAUCAGUUUUUUAAUAAAAAGGUCAGUGUUCAAAAGUC